AUGGGAUACACAGGGGAUACGCAGGGGAUACGCAGGGAUACGCGGGGGAUACGGCCCGACCCAUGUAUGAGAGGAUGCUACUGGAACCUUUCUCCUCUACGCCGCCACUGCACAGGCCAAUCUGCUGGAACCUUUCUGCUCUCCGCCGCCACUGCACAGGCCAUCCAUCCGCCACUGCCCCUCCUCCUCUCUGCCGACGCCGCCUCCCCUCCUGUCCGCUGGCGUCGCCUCCCCUCCUGUCUGCCGGCGUCGCCUCCCCUCCUGAUGCGCGCGGACAUGCCGAGCCGGCGGAAUGUGCCGCGCCGCUUCAUCCUGGGAAACGGCUUCCUCUGUCGGCAGGUAAGGCGCGCCGCUUCAUCCAGUUCAGCAGAUUCAGGCUUGCCACCAUCAUCAAAGAAAAGAAAAGGGAAGCAAUCAGAGAUUUUAGAAAGUUUUAAUGCUGAAACCCGACACAUUGCCAAUGGUCAUAUUGCAAGAUUGUUCUACACUGCAGGGCUUCCUUUCAAUGUGGCAAGGAACCCCAAUUAUCGGUCGUCUUACAAUUUUGUUGCAAACAACAAAAUGGGUGGUUAUGUGCCUCCAGGAUAUAAUGCAUUGAGGACAACUCUUCUCCAAAAAGAGAAGGCACAUGUUGAGAGGAUGCUUCAACCUAUCAAAUCCACGUGGCCCUUCAACAGAGUGACUAUUGCAGCUGAUGGGUGGACUGAUCCACAAAGACGCCCAAUUUUAAAUUUUAUAGCUGUGACAGAGGGUGCUCCAAUUUUCCUAAAAUCAAUUGACUCCGAAGGAGAGGUGAAAAGCAAGGAAUAUAUCUUCGAUAGGUUGAAGGAGGUGAUAGAGGAAGUUGGAUCAAAGAAUGUGGUCCAAGUGAUCACUGACAAUGCGGCAAAUUGCAAAGCCGUCGGAUUGAUGAUUGAAUCAAAGUACAAGAACAUCUUUUGGACUCCUUGCGUUGUGCACACCCUCAACCUUGCAUUGAAGAAUAUUUGUGCUCCAAAGGACAAUGAAGGCGACAAUAAAGAACUUGUUUGGAUCAAACACAUCUCAGAAGAUGCCUUCUAUAUCAAGAAUUACAUCAUGAAUCAUGGCAUGAGGUUGUCCAUGUUCAAUGAGUUUACCAAACUCAAGUUUCUUGCAGUUGCGGAAACAAGAUUUGCUAGUGUCAUUGUCAUGUUGAAGAGGUUCUUGCUUAUCAAGGAAGCAUUGAUGCUCAUGGUUGUUGGUGACAAGUGGAUGGCUUAUAGGGAGGACAAUCCAACCAAAGCUCAAGCGGUGAAGGAAAAGAUUAUCAAUGAUAUAUGGUGGGAUCAAGUUCAAUACAUUGUUGAUUUCACCGAUCCCAUUUAUUCAAUGCUACGGGCAGCUGACACAGACAAGCCAUGUCUCUAUUAG
Phragmites australis (common reed) is the source of this 1392-nucleotide messenger RNA. RefSeq lists its product as uncharacterized. Lineage: Eukaryota; Viridiplantae; Streptophyta; Magnoliopsida; Poales; Poaceae. The coding region runs from base 1 to 1392 and encodes 463 amino acids. The record is from RefSeq and is a predicted model, not a curated record. The transcript has 5 exons.